Messenger RNA from Carlito syrichta (Philippine tarsier), 1387 nucleotides. RefSeq lists its product as uncharacterized. NCBI's taxonomy places the organism in Eukaryota, Metazoa, Chordata, Mammalia, Primates, Tarsiidae. The coding region runs from base 299 to 1216 and encodes 305 amino acids. The record is from RefSeq and is a predicted model, not a curated record. The transcript has 10 exons.
AGUUUCCCAGGUGGUGGUGCGGCAGCCAUUCUGAAGUCGGGUUUUCCCCACUUACCUGAGGUUUUUUGAAUCCAGCGGCGGCAGUUGUCGCUGGCACAGGUUUGGCGUGAUGGCGCCAGUGUCGUGGAUCUGGGGCGUUCUCGUCCAAGGCUUGGCACCAACUCCCAUCUGAUGUCUGCGUAUUAUCAGGUAUUGCAUCCCUACUUAUCUCUUCAAUCUAACGUGACUGUACCUCGGAUAUCCCAACUGAGAGAGCAAGGGCAGAAGACGCCACGGAGCCCGACCCCUGCCACAGGUUAUGAGUAGGAAUCUGAACUGGUCUGAGCAGCUCAAUGCACUUCCCAAUACUACUGAUGGAAAUGUGGCUCGGAUUAAGCAACGCCUGUAUCCUCUUGGGGUCUCCACUGCGGGGGACCUGGCUGGGACCUGGAUUUCCUCUCAUCACUUGCCUCCCCAGUCAAGAGUACAAGCUCAACAGCCUUUGGCUCUAGAGACUCUCCCAGUUCCAGAAGGACUGAACUGGCCUGAAGCCUACAGACCAUCCUCUCUCUGGGACGCAGUUACUAUCCUCCGAUCCCAGCUUCGAUCUCAGGUUCAGGUGACUGAGGUGCUAAGGCAGGCUGUUCAGAGCCUGCUGGAAGAGCGAGAGCAGCAGAAGUACCAGAUCAGUACCCUGGAAGCAUCACUAAGGUUGUUCAAGGGAGGCCCAGAGGGGAGGCUUCUUCUCCUGGAGCAGCGCCUGGAGGAGCUGAGAAGGGAACUGCAGGGACUUCGGAGCCAGGUGCAGGAGCAGGCCCAAGCCCAAGCCCAAGCUCAAAUGCAGACAGGACCAGGAAAAUACAGUGCUACGAAUGGUCUUCAUCGGGAGCUGCAGACUGAGCGGCAACUGCUGUGGGAGGAUUCAGAGAUUUUGCGAGAAGAACUGAAAUUGCUGCGGGACCAGCUGAGCCACCACCAGGAGCUGCUGCUGAAACAGAUGGCUGAGGGGCGGCUGGGUCCAGCUCGCAGUUGGAAGAUGUUGGAGCAGCUGCAAAAUGACCAGGAGGCUGCCAGGACAGAGGCUCAGGAUUCCCGGCGGGAGCACAACCUCACAGAUUUCCAAAGGAGAAGCACCCUUUCUAACCUGGAGCCCAGCAGCUUUUGGCCCCAUACCCAGAGUCUUGAGCAAGAAGACCUAUUCCUUCAGGGCCCCAAGAUGCUCCUGAGUGACCUGUAAGGACUUACAAGAGUAGUGGGAUGAGGCUUCUUUGCCCAUCCUCCCCUCCAAGGCCCUGUUUCUGGCUUUCCUGCCCUUUCACUCUUGAUCUAGUUAUCUGUCCUCUCUACUGAGGCUUUUCACUGCCUGCCCAACCUUGUUCUCCACCUGAAAUAAAAUGGUUUAACCCUC